Messenger RNA from Truncatella angustata, 1038 nucleotides. RefSeq lists its product as uncharacterized. NCBI's taxonomy places the organism in Eukaryota, Fungi, Ascomycota, Sordariomycetes, Amphisphaeriales, Sporocadaceae. The transcript has 6 exons. The record is from RefSeq and is a predicted model, not a curated record. The coding region runs from base 1 to 1038 and encodes 345 amino acids.
AUGGUGUCCCAGGACAGAGGGCUGUCAAGAAGUGCUGGAGGAAAUUUCAACUUACCUGACGAUAAUAUCUGUUCAAAAAAUGCUAAGCGACGCAAACCACAGCUUGCCUGUGAUGGUCUACCCUUUGCAAAAUAUGGCACUACAGGCAAGGACCGCGUAGAAGAAGUUUCAAUGGGAGGAGAUCCCGAGCAGAUGGUUUCAACAGCACCGUCGUCUCACCUGCCUUCUAUUGUACGCACAAGCGGUGGCAAGCCAAUGGACGGCCCAGAGAUGGACAUGAAGCGACGAUUGCACGAUCCAUGCCAGGAUAGUGCUUCCCUUGCUGAGCCUAAGCCGAGGUCAAUGCCUGAACUUGAGCCAGAGUUGCCGGCGCGCGACUGCAAUACCUGCGGUGUCGAUGCUGGACGCCUUCUACAACUGACGGAAAGGGCGCUGUGGUGGAGUGGCAGAAGCAACCAACGUCUAAAGCGAAGCAUCAAUGCUGAACCUAGGCUAACCAUAGUGCGCCGUUGGGGUGGUCCCGUCGACUUGGAUAUCCAAAUAUAUGUAGACGGCAUUGCUCAAUGGGUCGGUGCCAAUGUCCAGUGGAGUUUCGAGAGCAAGAGAUACUUUAGCAAACUCGGCCUCGAAAUCAAGGAAUCUCGCAUCCUAGAGCUGCUGCCCUCGAAAGCGGAGGCGCAAGUCGAGACGGGACCAUUUGUCGUCAACAGUCUGUUGUCACGGGGGCCUGAUGACAUAUUUCCUGAAGUGUUCGAGAUGCUGACUAAAUCCACGGUUGACGCGACAUCUAUGCUACCUGAGCGAUGGCAUGUUCAGUGUUCGAAUAUUGUCUGUAAAGAAGACCAUAAAGCUCCUGAGAUCGCAUCGGCGAUGUCCACAUUGAUCGAGGUCCACUAUGGUUAUCUUCGCUUCGGAAGUGAGAAUUUAGUCCUGACAAAUUCGAUAGGGAAAACCCAGCAGGAGCAAGGUUGCGUAUGGAGUAUACCUAUCAUUGUUGAAGAGCCUGAAACAUGGACGCAACCAGGACCAAAGGAGUGA